CUGUGGAGACCUAAUUUUGUUUACACUUUCACAAUAUGCGGACAAAAAUCAAGUCUCCAUAACAUAAGUAAUUUUAAGAAGAGGACAUGCUUGAAGAAACUUGAGCAGACUUGUUGGUUAUCAUUCUUGUGUUACGGAGCUUGCAGUCAAUUUGCCUCUCAAACUGAAGUCCAGAGGAUGAGUGACUGUGUGGAGGAAGGGGAAGACACAGCAGAGCCUCCAGUAUCCAGCAGUCUGUCUAUUGAGAGUGACUGGUCCAGACUUAAGAAGUGAACCUGGACCCUCAAACACACAAGGUCAGUACCACACGCUGAGAGCAGAGUCUCCAGUAUCCAGCUGUCUGUCUAUGGAGAGUGACCAGUCCAAAGAACAAUCUUCAGUCUUCAGAAAUGAGCCUGGAACCUCAGACAGAAAGAAGAAAAAGAAGGAGAAGAAGAGGAGGAAGGAUGUCAUAAUCGCCAAAGGUCAGUACCACACGCUGAGAGCAGAGUCUCCAGUAUCCAGCUGUCUGUCUAUGAAGAGUGACCAGUCCAAAGAACAAUCUCUAUACUUCAGAAAUGAGCCUGGAACCUCAGAUACAGAAGGUCAGUACCACACGCUGAGAGCAGAGUCUCCAGUAUCCAGCUGUCUGUCUAUGAAGAGUGACCAGUCCAAAGAACAAUCUCUAUACUUCAGAAAUGAGCCUGGAACCUCAGAUACAGAAGGUCAGUACCACACGCUGAGAGCAGAGUCUCCAGUAUCCAGCUGUCUGUCUAUGAAGAGUGACCAGUCCAAAGAACAAUCUCUAUACUUCAGAAAUGAGCCUGGAACCUCAGAUACAGAAGGUCAGUACCACACGCUGAGAGCAGAGUCUCCAGUAUCCAGCUGUCUGUCUAUGAAGAGUGACCAGUCCAAAGAACAAUCUCUAUACUUCAGAAAUGAGCCUGGAACCUCAGAUACAGAAGGUCAGUACCACACGCUGAGAGCAGAGUCUCCAGUAUCCAGCUGUCUGUCUAUGAAGAGUGACCAGUCCAAAGAACAAUCUCUAUACUUCAGAAAUGAGCCUGGAACCUCAGACAGAAAGAAGAAAAAGAAGGAGAAGAAGAGGAGGAAGGAUGUCGUAAUCGCCAAAGGUCAGUACCACACGCUGAGAGCAGAGUCUCCAGUAUCCAGCUGUCUGUCUAUGAAGAGUGACCAGUCCAAAGAACAAUCUCUAUACUUCAGAAAUGAGCCUGGAACCUCAGACAGAAAGAAGAAAAAGAAGGAGAAGAAGAGGAGGAAGGAUGUCGUAAUCGCCAAAGGUCAGUACCACACGCUGAGAGCAGAGUCUCCAGUAUCCAGCUGUCUGUCUAUGAAGAGUGACCAGUCCAAAGAACAAUCUCUAUACUUCAGAAAUGAGCCUGGAACCUCAGAUACAGAAGGUCAGUACCACACGCUGAGAGCAGAGUCUCCAGUAUCCAGCUGUCUGUCUAUGAAGAGUGACCAGUCCAAAGAACAAUCUCUAUACUUCAGAAAUGAGCCUGGAACCUCAGACAGAGAGAAGAAGAAGAAGGAGAAGAAGGAGAGGAGCACAGAUCUUUUAUUUGUCAAAAAGAAGAAGAACAAGAAGGAUGUUUCUGUGGAGGAACAGCCGUCCUGCUGUGCUUUGUGUCAGGACGUCCUCAAGGACCCAGUCUCUACCAGCUGUGGACACUGGUUCUGCAGACAGUGCAUCACCUCAUCAGGAGACUCCCUCUGUCCUCAUUGUGGACAAGGACCCAGAACAAGACCUGGACUGCAGAAAGCCAGUCACACCAGUACACCUGUACAAACAGAUAGUGGUCUGCAGGAGGUUUUAGAUGAACAUAAGAUCAGUCUGAGGAGGAGAUGUGAAUGUGUGACUGAAGGAACCGAUGAAAAAGGAGGUCAAAUCCUUCUCAACAGAAUCUACACUGAGCUCUACAUCACAGAAGGACAGAGUGAAGAGGUUAAUACCCAACAUGAGGUUAGGCAGCUUGAGACGAUUUCCAAGAUGAAGACCCACCAUGACGCUCCAAUCAGGUUCCAUGACAUCUUUAAAGCCUUACCUGAUCAACAGAGUCAGAUCAGAGUCGUUCUGACAAACGGUGUCGCUGGAGUUGGGAAAACCUUCACAGUGCAGAAGUUCACUCUAGACUGGGCAGAAAGUUUGCAAAACCAAGAUGUCAGUCUGCUGGUUCUGCUUUCAUUCAGGGAACUGAACCUGAUCAGAGAUGAGCAGUACAGUCUUCUCAUGCUGCUUCACAUUUUCCAUCCAACAUUACAGAAAGUCACAGCAGAGAAGCUGGCUGUCUGUAAAGUUUUGUUUAUCUUUGACGGCCUGGAUGAAAGCAGACUUUCAUUGGAUUUCAACAACACCAAGGUUGUGUCUGAUGUCACACAGAAGUCAUCAGUCAACGAGCUGCUGACAAACCUCAUCCAGGGGAAUCUGCUUCCCUCUGCCUUCAUCUGGAUAACAUCCCGACCUGCAGCAGCCAAUCAGAUCCCUACUUCAUGUGUUGACAGGGUAACAGAAGUACGAGGCUUCACUGACCCACAGAAGGACGAGUACUUCAGGAAGAGAUUCAGUGAUGAAGAGCUGUCCAGAAGAACCAUCUCACACAUUAAGGCAUCCAGGAGCCUUCAUAUCAUGUGUCAAAUCCCAGUCUUCUGCUGGAUCACUGCUACAGUUCUGGAGCACAUAUUGACUACAGAGCAGAGAGGAGAGCUGCCCAAGACCCUGACUGGCCUGUACUCACACUUCCUGCUGGUCCAGACAAAGAAGAAGAGGGUAAAGUAUGGUGAGGGACAUGAGAAGAGUCCACAGGAUCUGACAGAGGCUGACAGAGAAGUUCUCCUGAAGCUGGGGAGGCUGGCGUUUGAACAUCUGGAAAAAGGAAACAUCAUGUUCUACCAAGAAGACCUGGAGCAGUGUGGUCUUAAUGUCACAGAGGCCUUGGUGUACUCAGGAAUUUGUACAGAGAUCUUCAAAAGAAAGUAUGUGAUUUUGCAGAAAGCAGUCUUCUGCUUUGUUCAUCUGAGUAUUCAGGAGUUUCUGGCUGCAAUCUACAUGUUAGACUGUUACACCAGUAGGAAGACAGAGAUACUGGAGGGCUUCCUGGAGAAAGACUACAAACUCUUUGACGCAAACCCUAAACAAUGGAAAGGAAACAGGGAUAGCUAUGACACAUCUCUGGAUAUCCUGCUGAGGUGGGCCAUGGAGAAGUCCCUCAACAGUAAAAAUGGUCACCUGGACCUGUUUGUUCGCUUCCUCCAUGGCCUCUCUCUAGAGUCCAACCAAAUACUUUUAGGAGGCUUGUUGGAUCAGACAGACAACAGUCCAGAAAUUGUCCAGAAAGCCAUCAACAACCUGAAGGAGAUGAAUAUUUCUAACAUUUCUCCUGACAGAAGCAUCAACAUCUUCCACUGUCUGGUCGAGAUGAAUGACCACUCAGUAUAUCAGGAGAUCCAGGAGUUCCUGAAGUCAGAGACCAGAUCAAAGAGACUCUCUGUGUUCCACUGCUCAGCUCUGGCCUACAUGCUGCAGAUGUCAGAGGAGGUUCUGGAUGAAUUGGACCUGAAGAAAUACAAUACAUCAGUGGAGGGGCGACAGAGACUGAUCCCUGCUGUGAGGAACUGCAGAAAGGCUCUAAUGAACGACUGCAAUUUGUCAGAGAUAAGCUGUACUUCUCUGGUCUCAAUUCUGAAGUCCAACCCUUCCCAUCUGAGAGAACUGGAACUGAGUGGAAAUGACCUGCAUGAUUCGGGAGUGGAAGAGUUGUGUGGGUUUCUGAGGAGCCCAGACUGUAAACUGGAGACUCUGAGAUUGAAGUCCUGCAGUUUGUCAGAGAUCAGCUGUUCCUUUCUGGCCUCAGCUCUGAAGUCUAACCCCUCCCACAUGAGAGUGCUGGAUCUGAGUGGAAACUACCUUAAGGAUUCAGGAGUGAAAGAGCUGUGUGAUUUUCUGAAGAGUCCAGACUGUAGUCUGGAGACCCUGAGUUUGUCAGAGAUCAACUGUGCUUCUCUGGACUCGGCUCUGAAGUUCAGCUUCUCCUGUCUGAGAGUGCUAGAGCUGAGUGGAAAUGAUCUAAAGGAUUCAGGAGUGAAGGAGCUGUGUGGGUUUCUGAGGAGUCCAGACUGUAAACUGAAGACUCUGAGAUUGAAUGACUGUAGUUUGUCGGAGACCAACUGUGCUUCUCUGGCCUCAGCUCUGAAGUCCAACCCUUCCCAUCUGAGAGAGCUGGAGCUAAGAGGAAACAAGCUGCAGGAUUCAGGAGUGGAAGAGCUGUGUGUUUUUUUGAGGACUCCAGACUGUAGACUUGAGGCUCUGAGACUGAGUCGCUGUGGUUUAUCAGAGACCAACUGUGCUUCUCUGGCCUCAGCUCUUAAGUCCAACCCCUCACAUCUGAGAGAACUGGAGCUGACAAAAAGCAAUGUGCAGGAUCCAGGAGUGAAGGAGCUGUGUGGUUUUUUGGAGAGUCCAGACUGUCGACUGGAGAUUCUGAAAUUGAGGUCCUGCAGUUUGUCAGAGAUCAGUUGUGCUUCUUUGGCCUCAGCUCUGAAGUCCAACCCCUCCCACCUGAGAAGCCUGGAGCUGAGUGAAAACAGCUUGAAGGAUUCAGACCUGAAGGAGCUGUCUGAGCUUGUGAAGAGUCCACACUGUAGACUGGAGAGACUGGGCUGGAAGUGGUGAAGAGAGUGAGACUGAAGAGGACAAUGUGUGUGUUGAGAGAAGAUGAGCUGUGUCUUGAUGACCUAGAAGAUGAAGCAGCAGCAGCAACUGGUGUGUAGCAAAGCUCUGACUCGGUGAUCUUUCUACUCACUAAUAUUUGGUUUCAGAACCUUUGACAACAAUGACAGCCUCUAAAUGUUUCUUGUAGCCUUCUAGAAACUUCUUGCACCUGUCUGUUGGUAGUUUGUGCCACUCCUCCAUUGCCUUCAAGCUCUUUUAGGUUUUCAGGAGUACUUUUGUAGGGGAAGAUUUCAGCAUUCUUCAAAGGUUUUCAAUGGGAUUGAGUUCAGGACUCAUUUCUGGCCAUCUUUUCCCUUCCAGUCAUUCAUUUGUGCUGCUAGAUCUAUGCUUUGUGUCAUUGUCGUGCUCAAAGACCCAAAAUCUUUGCUUCAAAAAAAAAAAAAAAAAGUUUUCUGACACAAGAGAACACAAUUCCUACAAUCCAUAUCCACCUUUGCAGGCUUCUCUCAUUGAGUUUUUUCUUGAUGCCACAUCCAGUCUCUUUUGACUGAAACUGAUAACAUUAUGUAUAACUGUUGAAACUGUUGAAACAGUGAUUUCUAGAUUUUCUGUGAUUGUCUUGUAGCCUUCAGAAUUGUUAUGUUUUUGAUGAUAGCACUUCAUUGCUAUUAGACAGCUAUUGUCUUCACCAUUGUGAAAAAGAAACUGGAAAUACUUAGCCACUUUUUAUGCAGUAAAUCAUCAUUCAUGUGAAUACUGAAAAUUAAACACAGGUUUGUUGUAUUUUGUUUUGUUUGAACUCAUUUAAAUUCUUCUUUAAAUUCUUCAAAAUCUUAAGGGUGCCAAAUAUUAAUGUCCAGUGGAUAUUUUAUGUCUGUAUCUUUUAUUUCACUAUAUGAAAGCAUUUCUUUACUAGGACUACGUGAUUUAGUAAAAGCUUCGUUCAUUUGUUGUUUUUUUCCUUAUUUCAUAUUAAUGAUUAUAUUUUGUCACAGAUGGUGCUAUUUGUAUUUUUAUGUGAGGAUGCAGCAGCCUAAUGUAUCAUUCUUCUUAAUGUUGGGUUAUAUGAUGUUUGUUUGAUGUUUUUAUUUUGUUUGAUGUUUUUAUUUUCAUAGAGAACAGAAGUGAUCAAUAGCAAUGACAUAGUUCAGUGUUUCUCAACCGAAUGUGGUACAAGCACCAAGCAGCACAUUUAGUUUAUUUUAAUGCCAACAGAAGUGCAAAGUUUCUCAUGCUUCAAUUUUCGUAGAGUCGAUAAAAGUUCAAAAUUUUAAUUUAGCUUAAAUAGUUUAGGUUAAUUGAAAAACAAUAUUUAUAUGUGUCCUCAUUUUUUAAUCAUGUUUUUGAGGGUUUUUUCUAUAUUUGGCAGAUGUCAGUAUAGACAGACAAAAAAAUGAGGAGAGCAAGGAGAAUGUCAUGUGAUGAAGAUGGUGGUUAGUAUCUUACCACUAGACCACACCACACCACCACAGGGACAGGACUGGAGUCUGAGGCUGGCUUUCAUAAAAAGAGAAUAAAGAGAAAAAAACUGCUCUGUUUUUAGCUAAAA
Molecule: messenger RNA, 6218 nt
Organism: Lates calcarifer (barramundi perch)
Lineage: Eukaryota; Metazoa; Chordata; Actinopteri; Centropomidae
Product: protein NLRC3-like
Exons: 20
Coding region: 347-4669 (1440 amino acids)
Molecular function (GO): protein binding; metal ion binding
Source: RefSeq, a predicted model, not a curated record